AAGAACGGUUACUGAGAUGGAAUCUAGAAUACCCACUGAGCAAGAUAUCAAGAGGAGGAUGCAGUUACCAAUCAAGUACACAAGUACCGGAGACCUGAGGAUCAUAGCAGAGCAGAUAAUGACUCGGGCAAGAUCUGCUCCAGCAGUAGAGAAGGACUCCAUUCUUGUACCCAGGACAAAUAUAAACAUGUGGGGAAAAAAUCGUCCUUAUUCCAAAGCAAAUUUAAUGAAUAAAUUCUGCGGAUAUGAGCCAGUUAUCAACAGGGGGAGAGAUGAGAGAUGCAUGUCAGAUUAUCUUCAAGUCUCUGAGAGAGGUGGUAUGCAGAACCCUCAAUUGGAGACUCUUCAUAAUCUACUCCCAGCUGGUGCUCCACUAUUAGAUUUCCUCAGCUGCACCAUGGAAAGACCUGAUGAUUGGAACCUACCAGGUAGAGCAGAGGUUGAUUUCUGGUCCUACAAUAGAGGUAUAACCAAGGAGAUUCUAAAUCAAGUUGAGGUUCGGGAGAUCGUUGUAGGUUUGUCCACAGAUGAAGAAAUUGAGGAGAUCACAUCUUGGUUUUGGGAUAAAUAUGCCAUUGACCAGAAGAUCCUCCCAACCAAUGUUGUGAGCAUGGACGUGGAAGAAAUCAAAGUUACCUUAUAUGAUACUCUCCGCAUUGCAGGACGGAUACCUUUCAAGAAAGGACAAUUGAUGUCAAGGAAGGAAGAACCACAGAUCCAUGGACAGCCUGAGGAUAGAUUGCAGCAGUUACCUGUAAAAGUGAUGAUUGGUAAUGGUCUUAACCACGCCCUUAUGGUUAGCCUGGAUUUGUUCCGGGAUUCCAAAGGGCGUUAUGUAUUAAAUAAGAUUAAAGCUCCGGAUUCAGUUAUUAAGUUUUUCUCCCUACUACCUAUCUGUACUGGAGUGGCCGUUAAACAUGAUGUUGAAGGAGUACUCAAGUUCUACAGCCUGAUUACUGAUCUAGACGUCACAAUGAAGGGUUUUAUUGAAGUUUCUUCUAUUGCUCUAGUAGCUGGGUAUGCACUGCAGGCAAGAAAUAUGAAUGCUCUAGCCAUGCAAGUUCUUGGUAUAGUGAUGAAUAAAAUGUGUUCGACCGCGGAUAAUCUCUGGGGACUUAGAUGGUCUGAUAUACCUGACUCCCUGAAGGUUUACGCAAUCGGUGACUUAAAGGUUGGUCAUCUUGCAUAUUCAAUCAUUUCUUCCAUCAUCAUGAGGGAUUAUAUUCCGGAUCCUGAGAUAUUCAUGUUUUACACAGGCAAGUUUGACCAAUGGCUGACUGCAAACUGGUUUUUAAACCUUCUGGCUACCACCCUGGAGGGUACUGAGAUUCAUGAUAAGUCCUUCAAAUAUGCAGUCUCCAGGUCAGAUCUAGUCAAGUGUUUGAGGUUUAGAUAUUCUGAAGAUUCAGCUCUCAUGGACGAAUCCCCUAUCAGAGUUCUCAUGUGGGACAAGACUCGUGGAGAAUGGCCAUCCCUAACGAAAGGAGGUUGUAGGUAUCUCCACCAAUGCAGAUCAUGGUUUGUUGAGAUGGCAAGAAUCUGGACCAGACAAGGUUUGAGAUGGGAUGAUGGUAUAAAGAUGCCAUCAGUGACCGGGGAGAUUAUGCAUCACGCCACGUUUAAAAUAUCACCUGUUCAGAUUGCUAAUUGCAACUUCAGGGAUGCAACUCACCACUCUUCUGGCCUGAACAGACCCGGAUCCUUGAAGGUAAAGAAGCUGGAGUUGGAUCCAUCAACAGUGAAGAGCUUUUCUACAGGCAAACACUGUAAGAAGGUGAACCGUGAGCAAGUUCCUGUGAUACUGGAAUGGGCCAGAGAAAAUCCUACUCUGAUUGCUGGAUUUUUGAGAAGGAUGGGCUCCGAUAUACAGUUCCAGAAGUUUUACCGGCACCUGUACGAUCCGUUGAGACACUGCUACAGAAGGAUAUUUAACUGUGAGGCGCUUACAGUCAUCUUCAUGGAAGGCGUGCUGCUCAAAACCUUGAGGUAUAAACACAAGGAGGAGGUGGAUGUCACUGCAAGGUUGGUUGAGGAGCUGAGAGUUCGCCGGAAUCGGAUAUCCUACUUAGAAGAAAUGAUUGAGAUGAACGAUGAUAGCCUAAGAGCAAGAUGGUCUGAAGAUCUCCCAUCUCUUCCUGAUUGGGUGAUUGCGAGACAGAAAAAGGUGAAAGCCCAGAAGAGACCCUGUCCUAGCUCCAACCCGGAGCAAGUGUUAAAGAAAGUGAAACUCUCCGCAGAUCCUCCUCAGGAAGUUGAGACUCUGGAGCCUGAACAGGUUCACGUGGAGUCUCAGUCCGAGGAGGAUGAAGAGGUAGUUGUAGAAAUAGAUGAGGGCGAGGUAGAAGAUGAUGCUCCUAUAAUUCCUGAGAUUAGGAGCCAGCCAACAGUCCAGGAUGAGCUAGAUGUUUCUGCUCCCAUGAAGAACAAGUGCAUUUCUCUCAAAAAGAAGGGGAAGAAAAAGAAGAAGGGUUCGUCCUCAAAAACCCUCACCUAUGAUGAGAUGAUCGAGUAUCAGAGGGUUUCAGUUUUCUCUGAUGAUGAUUUCACACUGGAGACAGAUUUUAAGGAAACCUUCUAAAGUAUUUUUUAGAUUCAAUGCUCAGCUGUCUUUAUAUAUUUAUAUACAGUUCCUAAUAAUGUUUUGUACUUUUUUUUAAUUUUUCGCCAAGCAGAAUUUAAUUAUAGAUUGCGGUUGCAUUUUUUGUGCAUCCAUAUUUUUCAUAUAUAUAUUAAUAAAGUUAAAUCAAUCCGAGAUUAAAACUAUAAAUUGCGGCUGUGAUUCUCCUGCCAUAUGUAAUAUGAUCUCCUUAGUCUCAAUAACAAUUAUUGUAAGUACAGUGGUACAAGAUUAAAAAUUUUCUGGAUCCUAUUGUUUUUGUUAUAUGUUUUGAAAAUCGUAUCCUAAUAAAUGUUGAAAUUGUUAUUAAAUAUGUUCAAUUCCUCAAACAAAAACAAUUUUUUGGGUAAAACUCCUUAUUAUUUGCACUUAGGUCUUUCGAUUAUGUUUCGAAAUAUUUCCCCCGCGGGAGUGUUACGCGUACUUUUAAGGGUUUUCGAAAAUAAACGAAAGUUACUCUUUUUUAGAAGGACUCACUGUAUCUAUCCUGUUGUAACUCUCCUAUUGGUUGGAAAUAGUUCCACCAUGAGAGCGAGUCUGCUAUUGGUCAGUUGGGACCGAGAUUUACCUGAGAAACAAAGCCCGACUCAUUCAGUAUAUAGAGCUCGAGCUGUCAACAAUAGUAAUUCAGUUCUAAGAUCGAGUCGUUUCUCAGGUUUAUCUUUUCAGAUUCUUGUAAUGGCUUGAACGGAUUAGUUUCCUUUUUAUUUUGUUCCAUCUAUCAGGAGCCAGCAUAUGUAAGUAUGACGACCUUCUAUUGAGUAUAUUUUUCGAAUUUCCCGGUUGCGCAGUAAAAGGAGUAUGCCCCGUAAUAUUUUAUAAACCACGUUAGAGUCUGAGACGUUUUGGGAUCCUCAGUUUGAUUAUUUAUAGUUAGUUAGUUUUGUCAAAGUUUAACCCUUAUAUUAUUUUUAUUAUGCAGAUUUGAUCUACAGAAACGUGUUUCCAGACAGCAAAGAAUGGUUUAAACUUUUAUAUGGUUGCAUACUUCAAGUCUGGACGCGGGAUACAAAGAACGGUUACUGAGAUGGAAUCUAGGUAAUAAAACGGAUUUCUUUUAGACUACGAGUUUUGGUUUUAUUUACCGAUUCGCGCUUAACAGCCCUGUAUAAUUAUAAUUAAUUUCCAAAUCAUUAAAUUUCAAAACUUUGCGUGAGGCCAAAACCACUUCUCUUUAUUUUUCAGAGUAUAAUUAGCUUGGUAUAUCCCUAAAAAUAUUUUUACAUAUAUAUAUAACAGAAAACUUGUUAAGUUAACUUAAAAUACAUUGUGAUGGCAUGUACGUGCUCCUCCUUUGAAAGAUGGUUAAAAACUGGCCAUGACAGGACAAAAAGAGCGCGAUUGACUGCGGGCCCUCCUUUUUUUCAUCCUUUAUAAUUUCACAUCGGAUGAAGCUGUUUGUCUUUUCAACCUCAAAACUCAUCAAACGGACUGAUAAAUUAGUUUUGAUCCGACAACGGAGUCAUGCUCCGACUCGAAGACAAUUGCGGACUAAAAAAAGACGGCUUUUUAUCAUCCGAUGACGGAGCUCCACAAAAAGACAUUUUCGGAUGAAAAAAAGAAUUCCGACAUCUGUAGAAAACAAGAAAACGGUGGAAAGUAAAAAUUAUUUUCUA
Molecule: messenger RNA, 4233 nt
Organism: Eurytemora carolleeae
Lineage: Eukaryota; Metazoa; Arthropoda; Copepoda; Calanoida; Temoridae
Exons: 2
Coding region: 17-2578 (853 amino acids)
Source: RefSeq, a predicted model, not a curated record